Molecule: messenger RNA, 2080 nt
Organism: Misgurnus anguillicaudatus (oriental weatherfish)
Lineage: Eukaryota; Metazoa; Chordata; Actinopteri; Cypriniformes; Cobitidae
Gene: rnf183
Product: ring finger protein 183
Biological process (GO): protein ubiquitination
Molecular function (GO): ubiquitin protein ligase activity
Source: RefSeq, a predicted model, not a curated record
UUGUUCACGUCAAAAGCAACUGACAGAUCUGAUAAGGUAUUCAUGUUGACAGAAAGAUCAGGCACUCACACCUGAAAUGUACACCUAGUGGAAUAUGUGCGUCUGGAGCCAAACAAGCUUGGGGAGCACCUGAACAUUGGGGUUCUUCAGCUUAUAGGCUUGCCAAAUCAGCUGCCAUCCACCACACUUUCCAUUCCUCUGGAUCAGCUCCCUUAGAUCCUCAGGUCCAUCAUGAGUGACGAUAAAGAGGGACAAGGUGAGGACAGAGGUGCCAAAAAAGAACCAAAGCUUGACAGCAAGGGCAGCUUCAACUUAAAGGACAGCUUCAACUUGAAAGCCAGCAAGUUUCUUAGAAGAAGUCGAAGUAACGACUCGGAAAACCACUACCGCGAGAGCCGCCGAGGAAGAGAACAGGACAGGAAAGAGGACGUUAAGAGACCACGGGGUCGCAGCGAGGAGAGGAGAAGGCCAGAACCAAAUAACCCCGAGAAGGAGCAAGCUACGGAUGACCUGGAGGACCUCGAGUGCAUCGUGUGCUUCUGCAGCUUCGACAAUGUCUUCAAAGCCCCCAAGUUGCUUUCCUGCGGUCACACGUUCUGUCUGGAAUGCCUCGCGCGUAUCAACGUGAAUUCGGCCGAGCUCAAGACGCUGACGUGUCCCAUUUGCAGAGAGCCGACGGAAAUCCGCCACGGCCGAGAUCUGCCACAUCUGGGUAAUAAUGAGGACAUCUUCCGCAAGCUUCCCCCCGACAUGCAGAGGGUGCUGUCCGUACGCUUCAAAAGAAGUAAGGGCAAACUAGUCCUCAAAAAAAAUUCCUCAGGCCCCAUCAAGACCACUUUGAAUAUACCAGUGUUUAAAAAGAAAGAAGAGCAGGUACCCAUUGAAGCCAUGGAGGAAGGGCUCGGCUCAGCGACUAUGAUCAAUGUAGGGAGACCUCCUAGCAGGAUGAGAAGUCAUAUGAGAAGGUUUCUCUAUUCCAACCAGUGCUACUACACAACCGUGGCGGGCAUUAUAGCGGUCACUGUAGCUCUUAUGCUAGUCGGGAUCUUUACCUUUGUGAUUAUGCCCCAUGUGAGACCAAAUCCCCCUAGCAACUACACCCCAAGCCCUUGAUGGAUGAGAAAUGACACAAUGGUUGAAGAUUAAAAACAAAGCAAGAUGGAUUCUUGGUGGAGCCCAGUCCAUUACACACAAUGCUGUAUGGAGUACAUUGUUGCUUUUAUGUUUGCGUAUAUGUGAAACGUUACACAAUAGACAUGAACUGGAUAAACACAAAAAUGUCUCUGUGAACAAGAGGUGACAAUGACGUCUUUCCUGUCGAUGACGUUUGGUGUUUAUUGAACUGUGAAUUCAUUUAAUUAUUGGUUAAAAUAUUUUUUUUCUGAAAGGGCUGGAUCUGGUUAGAAAAAAAUAUGUACAAUAUCACAUGAAGAAAAUGCUAUUGAUCUCCAUUCAAAGUAUACAUCGGAAAAUAAAUGUAAGCUUAUGUUUCCUAUUACUAAUUGUUUUUACUUAUGCUGCAUAACGUAAAUAUUAUAUUAUUUUGCACAAAUGGGGAGAGGACAAAAAUAAUUAAACUUGUUUGCCUUCAUUCUCCAAGUGAGUAACAUUAACCUUCCCUGAGACUCAAACCUAUGACCUUGAAAUUGCCUAAUAGCCAUGUGCUGUCAGUUGAGCUGCCAUAUGGGUUCCUCAAAGUCAUGUCAUGCUCUUAUGGAAAAACUUUUAAAAUUGAAACAUACAUUGUUUUCAGUAGCGUACGUGAAGGGCUGUUUUGAGUUAUGCUGGUCACGCAGGUUAAUGCAUCAAGGAAAAACUGACAUCAUGUUAGGAUAUAUUCAAUGUACACAGAAGCUCAUUGUGUCAGCAUUGCAAAAGGUCAUUAGUUCGAACCCAGAGGACACAUGUUGACUAAAUGAAUGCACUGUAUGUUGGUUUGGAUAAAUGUGUGUGUGCCAAAUGUGUAAAUGUAAAUGACAGUGCAAUAUUAUUACAUACACCGUAGCUUUCUAAAAUACUUGAUUGUAAUUUGGCAGUAGUUCAAAGUUUUUGAAUUAAUAAACUGUUAAAUGAGAACUGA